This is a messenger RNA of Anas platyrhynchos (mallard), 4559 nucleotides long. RefSeq names its product galactosylceramidase (gene GALC). The record is from RefSeq and is a predicted model, not a curated record. Gene Ontology annotation, cellular component: lysosome. Gene Ontology annotation, molecular function: galactosylceramidase activity. NCBI's taxonomy places the organism in Eukaryota, Metazoa, Chordata, Aves, Anseriformes, Anatidae. Gene Ontology annotation, biological process: galactosylceramide catabolic process.
GCGAAACGGGCUGGGACCGGCCGGGAUGGGAGCAGCCGGGAUGGGAGCAGCCGGGAUGGGAGCAGCCGCGCUUCCUCCUCGCCCUGCGGCUCUGCUUUGCGUUUGGCUUCUGCUCGGCUCCAGCUGGGGCCCGGGUCCCCCUGGGGUCGGUGCCGUUCCGCGUCCAACGGCCACCUACGUGCUGGACGCCGGCAGCGGGCUGGGCAGGCAGUUCGACGGCAUCGGCGCGGUCAGCGGCGGAGGGGCCACAUCUAGACUCCUCGUGAACUACGAAGAACCUUAUCGCUCGCAGAUUUUAGAUUAUCUGUUCAAGCCAAAUUUUGGUGCUUCUUUGCAUAUCCUCAAAGUAGAGAUUGGAGGCGAUGGCCAGUCAACAGAUGGUACUGAGCCCUCCCAUAUGCACUAUGAAAAUGAUGAGAACUACUUCCGGGGCUACGAAUGGUGGCUGAUGAAAGAAGCUAAAAAGAGGAACCCCCAAAUUAAACUGAUUGGACUACCCUGGACGUUUCCAGCAUGGAUAGGGAAAGGUGAAAACUGGCCCUAUGACUAUCCACAUGUCACUGCUUACUAUAUUAUUUCUUGGAUAUUAGGAGCUAAACAGUAUCAUGAUCUGGACAUUGACUAUAUUGGGAUAUGGAAUGAAAGGGCGUUUAAUAGCAAAUAUAUCAAGCUGUUGAGGUACACAUUGGAUAAACAUGGCCUGCAGCAGGUGAGGAUCAUAGCCAGCGAUAGACUGUGGGAGCCCAUUUCCUUUGUCUUGCUGCUUGACUCUGAGCUCCACGACGUGGUCGAUGUCAUUGGGGCUCACUAUCCUGGAACAAAAACAGUGCCAAAUGCCUUAUUAACGCAGAAAAAACUGUGGUCUUCAGAAGAUUAUAGUACUUUCAACGAUGAAGUAGGUGCAGGCUGUUGGGCUCGGAUCCUAAACCAAAACUAUGUGAAUGGAAACAUGACCUCAACCAUUGCGUGGAAUUUAGUUGCUAGCUAUUAUGAAGACUUGCCCUUUGGUCGAUGUGGAUUAAUGACAGCACAAGAGCCAUGGAGUGGCCAUUACAAAGUAGAAGCACCUAUCUGGAUUACAGCACACACAACACAAUUUACUCAACCAGGCUGGUCAUACUUGCAAGUUGACGGACACUUGGAAGGAGGUGGUAGUUUUGUAGCUCUGACAGAUGGCCUAGGAAACCUUACCAUCAUAAUUGAAACUAUGACUCAUAAUCACUCUCAAUGUAUCAGGCCUCCACUGCCUCAUUUCAAUGUGUCACCUCAGAGAGCAACUUUCUACCUCAAAGGGUCUUUUUAUUUGGUGGAAACCCUUCAAGUGUGGUAUUCAAGACUUGAUUUUGAAUCUGCGAACUCUAUUUUAUUCAAGCAACUCCAACCUUUAGAUGUCUGGAGGGGAAGCUUUUCUAUAGACCUAGACGUGGAUGAAGUCUAUACUUUAACCACACUCAAGACAGGGCGGAAAUGUAGUUGUCCAGAGCCUCCCCCACCUCAGCCCUUUCCUUCAAAUUACAAAGAUGAUUUCAAUAUUCGUAAUCCACCUUUCAGCGAAGCUCCAAAUUUUGCAGAUCAGACAGGUGUAUUUGAGUACUUCAUAAAUGGUUCUGACCCAGGAGAUCAUGUUUUCACACUCCGACAGGUGGUAGUUCAGCGACCCAUCACUUGGGUUUCUGAUGCAGACCAGACCAUCAGUAUCAUAGGAAAUUUUCAUUGGGUGAACCUGACAGUCACUUGUGACAUCUACAUAGAAAAGCAAGAUGAUGGGGGUGUGUUUAUUGCUGGAAGAGUUGACAAUGGUGGGAUAUAUGUUCGUCGUACGAAAGGAGUUUUCUUCUGGGUUUAUGCAGAUGGCACCUACAGAGUCACUGGUGACUUAGCUGGAGAAGAAGUAUUAAUGAAGGGACUUUCUGGUGUCCGGGCCAAUGCAUGGCACACACUUACACUCAACAUCCAGGGCGCUUCUGCCUCAGGGCUGUUAAAUGGUUAUCCACUCUGGGAGAAUGUCACCAUUUCUAAACCAAGUAACGGAUGGGCUGCUAUUGGAACUCGCUCAUUUGAGUUUGCUCAGUUUGACAACUUUCAUGUUGAAGCUAGCUGAGCUGGCUUUUGCAUUUGGAGAAUGCAGUUCUCAUCUUUCUUUGAAGAAGAGACAGAUUAAACUUUGGGGACAACACUGUGAUUGAUCUGAUGGAAAAGAACCUGAAUCCUCAUCCUAUUUUUUGUUAAAAGUUUACUUGACUAGUUAUAAACAUGACUAACUUUAUCCCCUGGUUGCUAUGGGAUUUUUGCUCUUAGAUUUCUGGGGGUGAACUUUGGUUCAAGGUAACAAUGAAAACAACUUUGUGGAUUUAAAUCCUUUGAAUAAUAAGAUCUUAACUUUCCAGCUCAUUUUAAGAUAACUUUGGAAGUUCAUAUAUGAUAAAGGCUUUUCAAGCUGCAUUUUUAACACUAACAUGAUUGUGUCCAUUCCUUUCACUCUUGAAGAAUUAAAUGCCAGUGGCCCCAUACUGUUGUAGGUUUAUCAUUUUCAGAUUUCAUUUAGAUGAAGAAUGUAAUUUUCUGUGUUAAGAAAAAAGAUGCUUUGCCUGUGUUUCUACUACAGUCUGAGGCUAGACAUUACAAUAAAUACUCCAAAUGUAUUUUAUUACUUCUUCCAACUUACACUGCCAGCCUUAAAAUAUAUUGUGUUUUCAGUGGAAUGGAAAUGUGCCAUACAAACUGAACAGGCAAUGCAGGAUAUGUCUUAUUUAUCAACUACCUCCUUUGUUCAAUGAAAGGAUUGAAAUAGAUUAGAAGAUACUGUAAUUUGCAGUUCAUUAUUGAAAGUUUUGUGUUUUUGUUUGCCUGCUGCAAAGAAUAAAAAUCCAGAGUCCUGGAUGCUGGCAUUCCAUGUCAGGUCAUAUAUCGAAAAACGUCUUUUUGUUCGUAGAAGCUUUGGCAUCCAUCUCUCAUUUGUGAUGAUCUAAAGCUUAGAGCAUAAAAUAAUUCAAGUAUAACAAUAUGUCAUGGAGUUUAUUAUAUUAUUCUAGCACAGAGGAGGUAUGGAUACUAUCAUGUACUUGCAUUAAAGGAAACGGGGAAAAAAAACAUCCUUGUACAUAAGACUUUGCAACCUGUUCAUAAGGUAAGUGACAGCAGGUAGAUGCAGACAGAAUUGCCUAGUGUGUCAGGCACUGGUGUUGACACAAGUGUCUGUUUUUAAACUUCUAUGCAUCGGAGUAAGAUUCUGAAGGAUCAGAAAUGCAGUCUGAAAGGAGGGACUCUCUGAUAUUUCACAUUUUUUUCCAAGUUACUGUGCUACAGGAAAAAAAAUCAUUGUGACUAUAAUGAGCUAGUGAAUGGGAUUUUCAUCAGCUGGCUUGUGAAGUUUUCUGUUCAUUAUUUAGCAUGAAAAUCUCUGUUGCCAUAACAAAACAUGCCUCCUGUGUCUGCUUUUCACAUUCACAUCUUAUUCAAUUGGCAAGCAAGUACUUCUGCAAACAUGAUAGGCCACUUGUAUCUGAAUAAGGCUAUCUCUAGCAGGCAGUAUCUUUGAGAAUCUUGGAGAUUCUUUUGAGAAACAGAUUUGCAAUAUACUUCAAUUUUUGCCGAAUGUUACUUGGAUCCACUCUAUUUUGAAGGGUGUUUCUGGUAAGCAUUGACUUUGGUCUUCAAAGCUGUCACCUAAGAUAGUUAAUGCAAUAGAAAUUAUUACUAGAAAUUUUUUUUUAAAGUUUUUCUUCCAAGUCAGGUUUUGGAGAAGGAAGGGGCCCCAAUUUCAUCUCUAGUAAGUGGAGAUGAAAUUUUUUAGUUUUGUAAGAAUUAUACAGCUGGUUAUGAAUCAUUCAUAAGCGCAAAUUUCAUAUGUGCAAGUAACCUUGAACAAUGGUGUAAAGCACUGAAGUUUGAAAUUCUUGUAGAAGGCUUCCAAAUAUUGUUUCUUUAAAUGGGUUGAAAAACAAAAAACUAUUUUCUACUUUAGUUUCAUUCUGGUGGUUGAAGUGUGGAUGCAAAUCUGCUCAUUACUUGCUUGAUUUAAGAGGGGAUGUCACUGGGAACUCCAGACGUGAAGGAAUCUAAUUUUAGGUCCUUAUAUUCAAAUAAUAACGAAUACAGGAGAAAAAGUUAGUAGAAUAAACUUAUUUUACUUGUGAUAGAUUUCCCUAAUAGGAAAAUCUUGUGUGGGCUGCAGGCAAUGUUUGUGUAAGAUUAGCAACGAAGAAGUUAUUCCAAAGGAGUUGUCCAUUUUUUAGUACCUUUUAAUGCACUAGUGUAAUAAACUACUGUUGUUAUUUUGUGUACUAAACACAGUGUAUUUUGUCACUGGAAAUGUUGAUUAUUUUUUCUAAUCCUAAUUUAUUAAUGUUAGAGAAUUAAACUGUUAUGAACAGAGUAAGUGAUUUAAUGGUGAUAUAAUGUUAUUCAUCCUUAUGUCUGUAAUUCUUCACCCUUCAGCAGGCUGUAAUAUGCUUGGUAAUAACAAGCUGUCAGGUCUUUCAUUGAGGGGUAGAUUUAUGUUGUUGAUUAUAAAUACUAAUCAUUCCAAAUGGACAAAUAAAGCACUUAAAAACCCUUUA